AUGGAGCGCUGCAAACUUGUAUCCCUACUGGCUGCUUGGCGUUAUCAUCGCGGUGUCUGUCCAUCGGCCCGCCGCCCGCCGCUCGCUAUCACCGCGGUGCCCUCAGUCCAUCGGCCCGCCGCCCGCCGCCCGCCGCCUGCCGCCCGCCGCUCGCUAUCACCGCGGUAUCAUCUGUCCACCGCCGCGCCGCUCGCCGCUCGCAAUCACCGCUCGCUACUCGCUAUCACCGCGGUGCCCUCAGUCCAUUGGCCCGCCGCCCGCCGCCCGCCGCUCACUAUAACCGCGGUAUCAUCUGUCCACCGCCGCGCCGCUCGCCCCUCGCAAUCACCGCUCGCUACUCGCUAUCACCGCGGUGCCCUCAGUCCAUUGGCCCGCCGCCCGCCGCCCGCCGCUCGCUAUCACCGCGGUAUCAUCUGUCCACCGCCGCGCCGCUCGCCCCUCGCAAUCACCGCUCGCUACUCGCUAUCACCGCGGUGCCCUCAGUCCAUUGGCCCGCCGCCCGCCGCCCGCCGCUCGCUAUCACCGCGGUAUCAUCUGUCCACCGCCGCGCCGCUCGCCCCUCGCAAUCACCGCUCGCUACUCGCUAUCACCGCGGUGCCCUCAGUCCAUUGGCCCGCCGCCCGCCGCCCGCCGCUCGCUAUCACCGCGGUAUCAUCUGUCCACCGCCGCGCCGCUCGCCGCUCGCAAUCACCGCUCGCUACUCGCUAUCACCGCGGUGCCCUCAGUCCAUUGGCCCGCCGCCCGCCGCCCGCCGCUCACUAUAACCGCGGUAUCAUCUGUCCACCGCCGCGCCGCUCGCCCCUCGCAAUCACCGCUCGCUACUCGCUAUCACCGCGGUGCCCUCAGUCCAUUGGCCCGCCGCCCGCCGCUCGCUAUCACCGCGGUGCCAUCUGUCCAUCGUUCCGCCGAUUGCUAUCACCACGGUGUCAUCUGACCGUUUGUGGUGACUUCAACAGAAAGUGAGAAGUCGAGCGCUGCCUCUACCCGUAUCCCCGUUACAAGUGUUCCGGUGUACAUUAAGAAGUCUCAGAUUUAAAGGCUACAAAUGCCUAGGAUAACAUGUCUAGAGAAACGGUGAACGGAUGCCAGGAAUCUGCUGACCGUAUUCGCCGGCGACACGUCUCGGCCCGUGUAGCUGCUGCGAGGACACAAGCUCUAAACUACAAUUAACCUUCUACCAAAGACUUAUGUAACUCCGUAUAGACCGAUAAAGUCUAAGAAAAAAACGUACUCAAAACCAUACAGAAAAAGGGUCAAUACUGCUGCGUGGAAUGCGGAGGAUCGCAGUAACUCAAGCUGCCCGGCCGCCAGGUACCUAGGGUCAAUACUGAGGCGUGGAAUGAGGAAGAAUCGCAGUAACUCAAGCUGAGCGGUCGCUAGGGUCGCUAGGGUCAAUACUGAGGCGUGGAAUGAGGAAGAAUCGCAGUAACUCAAGCUGAGCGGUCGCUAGGGUCGCUAGGGUCAAUACUAAGGCGUGGAAUGAGGAAGAAUCGCAGUAACUCAAGCUGAGCGGUCGCUAGGGUCGCUAGGCGCAGGCGCUAAACCGAGCUGAGUACGACGCGUGGGUGGCGCCUACCGGCUGCAACUCAACUAAACAGAACCCGUCGCAUGGGUCAAUACUGAGGCGUGGAAUGAGGAAGAAUCGCAGUAACUCAAGCUGAGCGGUCGCUAGGGUCGCUAGGGUCAAUACUAAGGCGUGGAAUGAGGAAGAAUCGCAGUAACUCAAGCUGAGCGGUCGCUAGGGUCGCUAGGCGCAGGCGCUAAACCGAGCUGAGUACGACGCGUGGGUGGCGCCUACCGGCUGCAACUCAACUAAACAGAACCCGUCGCAUGGGUCAAUACUGAGGCGUGGAAUGAGGAAGAAUCGCAGUAACUCAAGCUGAGCGGUCGGUAGGGUCGCUAGGGUCAAUACUGAGGCGUGGAAUGAGGAAGAAUCGCAGUAACUCAAGCUGAGCGGUCGGUAGGGUCGCUAGGGUCAAUACUGAGGCGUGGAAUGAGGAAGAAUCGCAGUAACUCAGCCGAGCGGUCGCUAGGGUCGCUAGAUGCAGUAGAACGAAGAAGUAGCUGGCAACUUGAAUGCAAGUGUGCAUUAGAUGGCGCCACCAUAGCUUUGCCCGGACAAGAGUUUUGCUCUAUGAGAUUUGACUUCUAAUAUUAAAAUACUUGGACCGAUUCAGGGAGAAGAACGCGCUUUAUCAGCACACUCACGCUCCUUUGAAAGCAAAAGCAUAAUAUUAUUGUUAAUGUAUUUUUUUCUAGUAUGUAACUUGUAACGUAAUGUAACGUGUGUUGUCAUGUAACUACUGAAUUUUUGAUUGACAAAUAAGUUAUCAGUUAGUUAGUUGUAUUAGGUAAUUAAUUUAAUUGAAAUUGUGCACACAUGCUCCCGCAAUUUGGCAAUAUCAACAACGUUUAUUAAAGUUUUUCGAAUGCAUAUCGCAAAUGUCAGAAUAUUCUGUUCAUAAAAGUUAUGGAUUGUCAUGCCUUUUUCCAAUGACCCUUAUUUAGGGUAAAGUAACACCAAACAAAGUAUUUGUGAGACAGUUUAACCUUUUGGCCGCCAGAGACUUAAACGGAAAAUCGUGACCACGACGCCACUUUUAUGUUAGCAUAAUUUCUUUACCCAUCCUUAAUUUACCCCCGUGGUGUCAGUGGCACGGUUUUCCGUUGACGUCAUUUGCUGUAUUUGGCGUUCAAAAGGUUAAAAACAUAAAAUUUACCAUAAAUUAAGACCCAUAAAAUUGUAAACAUCUGCGGCGAUUUAUGAUGAUUGUGUUAACUAAACGUAACAUAAGCAUUUGUAAAUGUAAUCAAUUUUAGCAUAUUACUUACCAAAACUCACCUGUGCUAUUCCAUUUCCCUGUUAUCCCCAAUCGUGCUGGUAGCAGCGAAGUGCAAUGCUUUAUACCUUUCCCCAAAAUCUCAGUCCUGCGAGUGCGAGGUGCAAAAUGUAAGUAUUUAUCAAAAAGGGACGGCUGUUUCGCAGGCUAGAUAAUGUUUCCUCCUCUCUUGUACUAGGCCGACUAGUACUCCGAUGCGCCUAUCUCCUCCUUCCUUAUAUCCGUAGCUAGUUAUCAGAAAAAUAAAAAAUAAAUCAUCCGUUUGUUUUUCUUAUGCAACAGGCGUUUAAAGGAGGUCAAAAAAGACAAGUGGCGUGGGUAACAAUUUGAGGCGAAGUAUUUUUUGACUCAGUUAAACAC
Molecule: messenger RNA, 3200 nt
Organism: Leguminivora glycinivorella
Lineage: Eukaryota; Metazoa; Arthropoda; Insecta; Lepidoptera; Tortricidae
Product: serine/arginine repetitive matrix protein 1-like
Exons: 16
Coding region: 1-963 (320 amino acids)
Source: RefSeq, a predicted model, not a curated record